CCUACAGCGUCCAUCACAAUUACAUACACAUGGUCAAUUAUGCAAAUUUUGCGAUGACGUCAUUAAGCGACUUUUAGGACAGCCAAUAGCUACUUUUCUUACUGAGGAGUUGGCAACACUCUGCUUGCAUGUCAUGUUGACGAAUACUAAAAACGGAGCUGGCAACAUGUCCGCCACUGCUGCUGCUCAGCAAAACAAUAACGAGGAGCCUGGUCUCAACGGGUCAUGGGUGGAGCUGGAGAUGAAUGGAAACAACGGGAACCAGGCCCUGCUGCCAAACUCCACCACACCCUCUCCUGCCCCUGGGAACGGGAAUGAGGGGCAGAGUCAGGCCCCUCAGGCCCUGGAGGUGGUGCCAGAGGAGGUGGAGGAGAGUCUGACAGGGGUGCUGGAGCAUGUGCCCUCAUCCUCCUCUAUCCACAAUGGAGACAUGGAGAAGAUCCUGCUGGACGCCCAGCACGAGUCCAGCCAGAGCAGCUCCUCCUGCGACAGUCCUCACCGACCUCCCAGUCCGGAUCAGGAUGACGGCCAAAUCACCUUUGAUGUGGAGAUGUCCAGUCGGAGAGGGAGUCAGUCAGAGGAGGAAGGCCCAGAGAAAGACAGAGAAGAUGAUAUCCUGAUGAACAAGGGUGCAGACUGGGUUGCAGAUUGGUCCAGUCGGCCCGAAAACGUUCCACCCAAGGAGUUCCACUUCCGGCACCCCAGACGCUCAGUAUCCCUCAGCAUGAGAAAUAGUGGAGCCAUGAAGAAAGGGGGUGUCUUCUCUGCUGACUUCCUCAAAGUCUUCAUCCCUUCCUUACUCCUAUCUCACAUCCUUGCCCUCGGCAUCGGGUGAGUGACUGUACCAUCUUACACAACUAGCAAAUCAAAUGGAUAUAUGGUCUACAUUGGGAAGAGACUCACCACGCCUUCCACCAGCUCUUUCUAAACCCAGUGCCUGGAAGUUGCAUCUAAAUGAUCCUAUUGACUACUUGUUACAAUGUCUUCAUGUGCUAUAAUGCCCUCUUUUCCUCUGCAUCCAUUGUAUGCCUCGCUAUCUCCUUUCAACUGUUUUUUUCCCUUUAGUUAUUUGUACCACUUUAUCUUGACACUGACUCACCCAAGUAGCGUGCUUUUGGAGGGUUCAUAAUUCAUAAAUUAUUGUGAACCUUUAACCUUUUGACACAGAUUGGCUUCGAACAGUAAUGAUUCUGAGUGUUGUACUUCCGAAAUAAAUUAUUCUUAAAAAGCUGUUGAUAACCUGUACUGCACAAACACUGAGGUGGCUGGUAUUGGAGUGGCACAAGGCCUGAGGGUUUGGAAUCUCUUAGAUUUCUAUAUAAAUGCCUUAGCUUAGACUGAGAGAUUGUGCUUUGAGAAAUGAAGAGUUUCUCUACUGUUCUCUACUCCAAGUCAGUCAGUUAAUUUCAUGGUGACUUGUACCUGAACCAAAAUAAGCUACAUAUCUGCAGUACAUCUUUCAAUUGGCAUUGAGAGUUGCAGUGACUGUGAAUCAAGUGGUCCUGUUGUUCAGAUUUUUUAUUUUUAUUACAUGGAGUUUGGAAUAAUUUUCAGCCCAGACUUAGAAAAUAUAAAUUCAGGAGAAGUUUGCUUGUAUUCCAGCCUACUCUAGUUAUACCUAAUUUUUGUUAUAUUUAGUAGCCCCAAGUAAUUUUCUCUAAAGGAGGUGGUCUCUUGGUGAAAGGGUGUGAAUAGUGAUUCUAGUAGCUACUGCAGGUUUCCAUUGAUUAACAGGAAAACAUCCCAGCAGAUAGUUAUGCCGAUGCAGAAAGAGUAGUAAAUCUAAAUGCUCUGUAGUACAGGGUGAAGUACUAUAGUAGUAAAGGGAAAGUUUGAAUGAAGACAAUUUUUAAUGUACAGUAGUUGAUACAAAUAUACACAACCUGCCUGCUGUUUAGCAACUCAAAUGUGUCUGCCACACAUUCUUCCUUUUGUUUGUCAUAUCUUAUUUAUUUUCUCCAUGCUGAUUCUAUAAACCUUUGAAUUUAAGUUUUCCAGUGUUAACAUGCCCUCAGUUUAUACAGUGUAUAGGUCCAGCCACCAUACUGAGUAGGAUGUAUUGGUGGAAUGAUGUUAUAACUGGCCACAAAUGAUUCAGUUUAGUUUGCUUUUGGUACACAAAAUGACUACUGCAUAGUGCCAAUUAUAGAUUUAUUUUCAUCUCAGUGCUUUCAUUGUAAAGGUAACACGGACACUGAUUUCUCAACUAUUGGACAAGUUUAACUAUAGGGUUAGACUAACACAAACAGUGACAUGCCCUCCUAUCUCCAGUCCUGAUAAGUCACCUACCUGAUUUUGACAUGUCCUUUGGUGAUCCAAUUUGAGGUUUUUCAUAAUCCUUAUGGUGAACAUUUUGUUUAUGCAUGAAAUAUGUUCAGCCAUUCCCCAUAGGCAUACAUUUUUAUUUAUUUCACCUUUAUUUAACCAGGUAAGCCAGUUGAGAACAAGUUCUCAUUUACAACUGCGACCUGGCCAAGAUAAAGCAAAGCAGUGUGAUUAAAAACAACAACACAGAGUUACAUAUGGUCUGCUUUAUGGAAAUGUAAGUAAUGAUUUUUGGAUACAUGUUUAACAAUUAGGUACUGAAAUUAUUUUAUGGAAUCUGAUAAGAAAAUAUUUUAUGGAAUCUGAUAUAGGAGCCUUUUUUUGGCAAAAGUAAAAAUGUUUUUUUGAAACAGUAAGUAAUUAUUCUCACAUAGCGUGCAAUAGGAACUCCUGGGAAAGUAACUAUACAGAACCAGCACUCCGCUGCUUGGUUAUUUAGGGUUUUGGAUUUUUAUCUUUAGGGGUAAGGGUGACUGGACAAUAGGGAUAGGUGUGAUGACAUGAGUAGGGUUCUUUUUCUUUCUGAGUGGGAUUGUUUUUUUUGUGCCUCUUUUCUUGGUUUGUACCAACUCAAAGUAACUCCCAUUGCAUGCAUGCCUUUAGCUUGUAAUUGGCAUUGAUUAACUUAUUAUCAUUCAUGAGAUGCCAAAGGCUGUCAUAGCUUUCAUAAAAAUUGUCAAGUCCAUCCUUGUAUCUAAGGCAGAAGAAGUAUGCGCAUUAUAAUUGGUUUCAUUUAUUUUUUGAUAAUCCAAAAUACAAGCUGAAAGAUGCUUUGCUUGUUCCUUAAACAUGUUUUGUUUGUGAUAUUGAUUCUAGUAGCAAGAAGUUUCAACCUUGUAGUUUGAUAGAUUUUUAUCAAAUUGGAAAAACUGACAUUAAAUGAGAAAUUAACUGCAAUACUCUCAAUGUGUUUUUGAAUGGUGAAAAUGAAUAUAACAGAAAUGUAUUGUAAAACAAUAAACAUUGUCAACAGAA
Messenger RNA from Coregonus clupeaformis (lake whitefish), 3300 nucleotides. It is a transcript of the gene bnip3la, whose product is annotated as BCL2 interacting protein 3 like a. The record is from RefSeq and is a predicted model, not a curated record. The coding region runs from base 134 to 835 and encodes 233 amino acids. Gene Ontology annotation, biological process: defense response to virus; positive regulation of apoptotic process; mitochondrial outer membrane permeabilization. Gene Ontology annotation, cellular component: mitochondrial outer membrane; nucleus; mitochondrial envelope. Lineage: Eukaryota; Metazoa; Chordata; Actinopteri; Salmoniformes; Salmonidae. The transcript has 6 exons.